UACUUGACUACACUUUGCUAAAAAUGUCACAGAAAUUAGCUGAUGCUUGUGAUUCGCUUUUAGAGUAUACGUCAUUGCUUCAACAUUCUUCAGAUAUCCCUAAAAUUGCAAGUUCGAAAUCAAAUGAUCUAGACAAAACCCAGAAAUUACAACAAGAAUAUUACACAUUAUACAAACAACUAAAUCACAAACUAAGUCGAUUGAUUUACUUGAACAAGCUUAAAGAGUUAGAUUCAGACAGCAUACCGACACAACUUGACAAUAUUAAAACUCAAUUUGACAUUCAAGACAAUGAAGAACUUUUACAAUUUUUAACUAAUCAAAAUACCCAAAUUAAAAUCAACAAAUUAUUCAAUAGAUAUUUAUUAAUGACAUUACCCAUACUUAAAUCCAUACAUUAUUCCAAUUUAACUGAAUCUGAAACAAAAAUUCUCGACGAUUUGCAAAAGUUAUAUGACUUAGAUUCAGGUAUAAGUUUGAAGCUUGUAAAGCAGGCACAAACAAGUAAUAAUGACAGAGACGCAUAUUUUGACAAGGUCAAUGAACUUCAAAACCUAAUAACAAAUGAAAUCAAGCCAAUGCUUGUUGAAUCCACAUGGGUUAAUUCUCAACUAGAAGAAGUUAAUAAAAAGUACGUCAAUCUAAAAGAAGAUACAAUCGACGAGAAAGCUUCUAGAGUGCAAGUACUACAGUUAGUUGAACAAUGGGACAACCUAAAGAAGCUCUCUUCUUUAAUACCCCUACUUAUUUCUAGCUUACCUACUAACUGGUACACUGAUGAGUCACUAGUCAGCGUCAUGAAUGAAUGCGACGACAUUUCCCAAAGAAUAGCCAAAUUAACAUCAGUUCUUAACAGGGAAACAGUUGGAUAUUAUACUACAAAACAAUUGCACGCAUUUGAAUUCAAUGAAAUUGACUAAGACAGUCUGUUCUAUUUACAGUAUAUACACAUUCAAUUUAUACAAGGAAAAGUCUCUUAUUGAUAACGUUCCAAUCUAUGCAAUCAAACACAUUUUCUAAAUAUUUUUCUCUCCCGUUAACACCAUAGUCACGAAUAUAAGCGUGAUCCCACAAAUUAAUACUCAACAAAGGUAAGGUAUAUUCACGUUCACCGUUGGCCGCCCUUUGUUUCAAGUUUUCCACAAACUUAUAACUCGUUUCAUCAACACCUCCAUUCAAAUCCAACACUUGUGACUUACCAUAGUAGUAUGGGGUACCAUCAUUGUUCGUCCUCAUCAACUUGAUUUGCUUGUCUGGGUAUUCAACCAAGAACAACCACCCUUGGCCAAAAGUGCUUGAUCCAAGCUCAACAAUCUUAGAACGUAAAGUGGCAACGUCAGCGAUAUCUUGUUGGACCAAUCUUUGCAUCAAGAACUUGGAAGGUCUAGUUUCUUGGGCUUGGUCUUUACUGGUUAAUUGUUGGAAAAAAAGAUGGUUGUUAUGGGCUUGGGAAGCAUAGUGGAAUAUAUGCUGGUCAGUGGUGUUCUUGGCGCUUUGUAGGAUGAUUUGGUAUGGGUGUUUGUUUUCAUAGGCAGUCCCAUUGGUUAACAAGGUCAAAUUGGUUAAUAAAUAGUGUUGAUAGUCGGUCCAGGCCAUUUUGAAUUGUUCUGGAGAAUAAACGCCAGAAAUACCUUCUUGGCUCCACUGGUGGUGUUGUUCGAGCUUGGGAACACGAUGUAACGAUCUGGUAGAUAAUCUGACACCAGCUGCCCUCUUGGCAAUGACUCUACUAAACAUUAUGUUGACUUAUAGGUGGUGCUGUAACUACUUGAUAUCUGGUGCAAUAAAAAAAUUUUUCAACCCUAAAGGUUCGAGGUCAGGUUUGAACUCCUGCAUAUAAAAUUAAUAUAGUUACUAUACACAAUAUUAUUGAUUUGAUUCAACGACCUUAUUAAUAGUAGGAAUAUUCUUGCUUACCCAAUCAUGGUCCCUAAACAACUUCUUUGGAUCAUUGCCAAUGCUUUUCCGUUGUACAGAUUUUAAUAAUUCCAGAUAUUCAUACUCUUGUUGUCGAUAAUCUCUAAUGACCAAAUCCUGAUCAAAAUCAACAAAUACUCUCGUGUCUCUGAUUCUGAAAAUGACAUUGUCAAUUCGCAAAUAGAAUCGACAAAGCAAGAGCAAACAUGUUGGCAUCACUCUUAUUUUAUAAUUCAAUAUAGAAAUCCCAUUAUCUGCCAAUUCAUCUUCAAAUAAAACUGCCUCAUCAAAGAAGAGAAUGGGGUCAGGCUGGGUCAAUCUGUGUAUUGGUAUUUCUUGACUACUCUCACUAAACUUAAUAUUGGUCGUUCCUUUAUAAUUAGGAGAAUAAGUCCAAUCAUAUGGCUCUAUAGUGUCCAACUUGUCGGUAAACUCGCGAAGAUCCCUCAGUUCAACCUCACCCCGUUCCUCCUUUUCCUUCUUCUCUCGUUCGCUCCUUCUAGAAUCAAGCCAUUCCUUAUGAUAACUCACUUUCAAAUGACUCUCGCUAUCCAAGGAAUCCAAUGCGUCAAGGGCAUUAAACUCAAUACUCUCACCACUGACC
Spathaspora passalidarum NRRL Y-27907 is the source of this 2521-nucleotide messenger RNA. RefSeq lists its product as uncharacterized. The coding region runs from base 24 to 920 and encodes 298 amino acids. Lineage: Eukaryota; Fungi; Ascomycota; Pichiomycetes; Serinales; Debaryomycetaceae. The record is from RefSeq and is a predicted model, not a curated record. The transcript has a single exon.